AUGGUCACGCCACCAACGACGGCGACAACGAACGCCGAGACGAUCACACGUGCUUCUGUCGACCCAGUGAAGCGCAUCAACCAAGCGAUCGAGGCUCUGGACUGGGAUGGCGCGCAGGCCGCCCUUGACGUCAUCGAUAACGACGGCUUCCGGGUGUGCUCUGCGACCGAGGCCGACUGGGAGCGCUACGUCGAGUCGGAAGACCAAGCGAUGAAGUCGCGCCACUUUGAGUUUAGAGACGACUCGAUUUAUCUCAUCGAGAUGAGCGGUGGUCUUCACGCUAGCAUUGCAGGUGGUAUCGACGUCGCGAUGCUAGAGGCCACGAGACCGGAGGCCACGGGGACGGACUAUCGAGUCCUCGAGGCUUGCCGCGACGCAUACGUCGACACGACCCUUGAACCAGCGGCCAGCAAGCUGCCCAAGCUAUCGCCCGACUGCAGCUUCGGUCCCGCGAUGGAGACUGACGCCAUCUUUCCCGACUGGCCCGACGACCUUCGCUGGAACGAGUUCCAUACGCUCAAGGUCGAGGUCGGCAUCAACGAAGGCUGGCGAAGCAUGAACCGCAAGGUCGCCCAGUACUGCACCUUUCCGGGCAUUCGCUACGUGCUCUGCGUCUUUGUCUCGCCUGCCAUGGAAGUGCGCCAGUACAAGCUCGUCUCGAUCACUAACAACGAGCUUGAAGGACCAGAUCCAGCCCUCGUCGAGCCGAUCCCGAUCACAGUCGACACGCCCGUGCGAAUGGAUGCUCGUCGGCUCUUGGCACUGCCGGACGACACGGCCCUUCCCGGGCGCUUUCCCGCCGAGGUGGUUCUUGAGUUGAACCCGAUCCUACGAGGCGCGUGGGUCGAGUGUCGGAGCCGUCACAACCGCAACCCGCCUCCGUUCUAG
Molecule: messenger RNA, 888 nt
Organism: Saprolegnia parasitica CBS 223.65
Lineage: Eukaryota; Oomycota; Saprolegniomycetes; Saprolegniales; Saprolegniaceae
Exons: 1
Coding region: 1-888 (295 amino acids)
Source: RefSeq, a predicted model, not a curated record